Messenger RNA from Striga hermonthica, 640 nucleotides. NCBI's taxonomy places the organism in Eukaryota, Viridiplantae, Streptophyta, Magnoliopsida, Lamiales, Orobanchaceae. The record is from the annotation of a GenBank genome assembly.
AGAUUUGUGUGCCUUAGAAAUCAGUCAGAAUAUCAUCAUGUGUUCAAUAAUUUCGAACUUUUUCAAUAUUCAGAUGGCACCAACUCAGGCUACAGUGGUCGCCCAGUUCCGCGACUAUCACGCCGAGAAGUUCUCAGGGCAGGGGGAUCCUCGCAUAGUUGACGAGUGGAUUCAGGGCCUGGAGUUUAUCUUCGAGGUCAUGGAGUGCCCUGAGAGAUACCGCGUCAUUUGCGCUCAGCUUCAGCUCACCGGAGAUGCCAGGCUCUGGUGGAACGCUUACUGGGGCUUGCGUCCCGGUGAGAAGGCGGGAUGUACGUGGGAGAUGCUCAAGGAGCUAGUCCGGGAUAAGUACUAUCCCACCUACUACCGAGCAGAGAUGGAGCGCCAGUUUCUAUCGCUCCAGCAGGGUACUCGCACUGUCGACGAGUACGAGAGGGAGAUCACGAGACUUGCAGCUUUUGUUCCCGAUCUGGUCCGUACGGAGGCCCAGCGAGCGCAGCGUUUCAUUGACGGGCUUUACCCAGCAGUCCGUCAUAACAUCGUCGGCCACGGGACGCAGACAUAUGCUCGUGCAGUCUCCAUUGCUCAGGAGAUGGAUGCCAGCCUUAGGAGGGAGACCGUUCGAGGUCAGUCGUCCUCA